Messenger RNA from Cynara cardunculus var. scolymus (artichoke), 890 nucleotides. Its product is annotated as auxin-responsive protein IAA3-like. Gene Ontology annotation, molecular function: protein binding. The transcript has 3 exons. Gene Ontology annotation, biological process: regulation of DNA-templated transcription. The coding region runs from base 82 to 633 and encodes 183 amino acids. The record is from RefSeq and is a predicted model, not a curated record. Gene Ontology annotation, cellular component: nucleus. NCBI's taxonomy places the organism in Eukaryota, Viridiplantae, Streptophyta, Magnoliopsida, Asterales, Asteraceae.
CAAAAAGUCUUGAAAGACAAACCAAAUUUAGUUGGUCCAAUUCAUCAAUACAUUUUUGAGAAAGAAAAAGCGAAGAGCAAAAUGAAUAUGGAGGAUGGUUUGAAUCUUACAUUGGGAUUACCUGGAAGAGGAGAAGAAGAAUCAACCGUUUCAUGCUUCAAGAACAACAAUAAACGGUCGCAGCCUGAAACCAAUGAUGACUGCAAUGAAUCCAACCAAGCCAAAGAGGGUGACAUGGAAACUUCACCUGCAGCCAAAUCACAAGUGGUUGGAUGGCCGCCAGUGCGUAAAUACCGAAGGAACAGCUUCCAACCAAAGAAGACAGAGGCAGAAAGUGGGAUGUAUGUAAAAGUAAGCAUGGAUGGUGCACCUUAUCUUAGGAAGAUUGACUUGAAGGUCUACAAGGGUUACCCGCAACUCCUUGAAGCUUUGGAACACAUGUUCAAACUCACUAUUGGUGUGUAUUCUGAAAGAGAUGGAUACAAAGGGUCUGAGUAUGCACCUACAUAUGAAGACAAAGAUGGUGAUUGGAUGCUUGUUGGAGAUGUUCCAUGGGAAAUGUUCAUGUUAUCUUGCAAGAGAAUGAGAAUCAUGAAAGGAUCAGAAGCUAAAGGGUUGGGGUGCAAUGUAUGAAGGCCACCAAACCAAAGAUGAGAUAUCAAGUAAAUCAUGGAGUGGAAGAGAAGAGAUGGAAUCUUUCAGCUUGAGUUCUCCAAGAACUAUUUUCAUAAUUUUGAAUAUGUCCUCUGUAUCAAUGAACUUUUUACUGGAGAAGUUCCAAGAAACUUAGGCAUUACUGAAAACUAAGUCAAUCCAAAGUAUGUGAUCAUAUAUAGUUUUGCUUUUGUAAAUUUGUGGCAGGAAUAUCAGUGAUGUUUUUUGAUGCUGUA